This is a messenger RNA of Lymnaea stagnalis (great pond snail), 8011 nucleotides long. The record is from the annotation of a GenBank genome assembly. Lineage: Eukaryota; Metazoa; Mollusca; Gastropoda; Lymnaeidae.
AUUAUUGUAGGGACCUCGGUAUGAUCCGGGAAGUGCCGAAAACCGGGUAUCGUGAUUUCCUUGUCAAAAUGGCGACCUCCACUUUUUAAUUUACCGAAGGUAGUGUUGUUUACGAUUAUUUUUGCUAAAGUUAGUUUUUUUUAAUAAAUUCUACUUCUGCCCUAAACUUAAAGCAGGCAUGUUUCUUGUUCAUUUGACACUUUCACUUUCCUUUUAGAAAAAAUUUGAUGGUUUGACUUUGAAAAUUAAUGGUAAAUAAUAGCUAAUUUGACUUAUUCAUAUUUUUUGUGUGGAAAAUAUAAGUUUAAAAAAAGAAAAUACCAAUAUUAGAUGAAGGCAUAAUUAACAACAUAUCCAAAAUUCGUGAGGUUAGGACCAGUGCAUGGGUGAGAAAUUUUUGUCACAUGUGUCCCAAAAUUACCUAUUAUGGAUAAUGAACGUUUUUGUAGUAAGUAGCUUGAUUUACACUGGAAAUCCAGCAUAUUACCCACUAAUAAUAUUUUAAAACAAAGCAACAAUUUAAUGCUCUAAUUACUUUAAUCUGAUGCUUUUAUUUUGAGUGGGGAAGUGGGAUAAAUAGCCCUGGCCCUAUCCUUAUUUUAUGAUAACUAAUAGAAUAAAUAAUUAAAUAUAUAUAUUUAUAUAUAUUUAUAUAUAUCCAUCCAUCCUAUAAGCCUAGUAUAGUAUAGCCUAUAGGUCUAGUACAAUCCCAACUUAUUAUUGCAAGACCUAUUAAUAAACAAUUAUCUAUUAUAGUUAAUGAUAUUUUAGGCCAUGUAAUCAUAUUUUAUUAUUUAAUGCAAAUCAUGAUUCUUAAAUUUUAAAAUAAAAAUGUUUAAAAAAAAAAUUCACUUACCUUUGAUAUUGAAAUAUCCUGAAUUCACUCACAAAUCACAAUAUUCCACAAGAAACUUAUAUAAUCCUCAGUAUUCUUACUUAAAGAAAUAACACACUUUCUGAUACAGUAAUCCAAGAAUUUCUUAAGCUUUUACUAAAGAACAAUCAUAAAAGCUUGUACUUACCUCAAGCAAAUGACUUAGAACUUAUUUUAAUUUCUAUCAACAGCCAAAGUUAAUACAUGUUGAUUUGUGAAACAAAAUUACUAAUUUUUUGGUCAUAUUCAAAUGGGACUAAAAUACAUACAUAGAAAAUGGUAAAAUAAAAAGUAUAAUCGUCAAUUUUAUGUAAAUGAAUCAAAUAAUCCCUGUAUUAUUUGUUUAUACUGAUAAAAGUUAAACAAUUCCACAGAAAAUUUGAAAUUAAUAUCUAAAGAAUAUUAUUAUUAUUAUUAAAUUAGGGAAAUUUUAAACAUUUAUAUUUAAAAAAUAUUAAUUAAUUAAAUACAAGUAAGUGACGAGUCAGCAUAUUUUAUUCAUUUUCAUAAGGAAAAUUAUCAAGAUUAAAAAUAUUUUUUUGCGGAAUAUUAACAAAAACUAAAAUUGUAUUUUGUGGCUUUAUUUAGAAGAACUCAUAUUUAACUGUGUUCCCUCAAAAUAUCAUAUUUUUGUCUCAUUUUAUAACAAAGUUAUAGGCAUACAAACAAUAGCAAUAUGAGGGUGACGAAAUGUGGAGGAAAAUCCCAUAGUGAAAAAGGGGUUUUGAGGUCCUUACUAAAAAAUUUAUAACUUAAAAUGCCCAUGCAAGUGUAGUGUAACUAAAAUUUUUUGUACCAGUUAUUUUGAUGACUGAAACUGUUAUCACAUCAAUAAAAAUAAUUCAAUAAUGAAUAAUGUUGUGUUUUCAAAAGUAAACUCACUAUAAAUUGGGUAUGUAACAUGUAUUUAUAAUAUCUUAUUUAUUAUACUAAUUAUUAGUCUGGUAAAUUUACUAAUCCCAGACAUCAAGAAAGCGUCCAUGUAAAAAAAAGUAGUGCAAACACAAAUCUGCUAAAAUGAGGAGGGGAAAGAGAGGUAGUGCUGUUUUACAGUGUUUUAGCUAAUCACAGAGAGAAAUGAAAAUAGGAAGAAAAGCAAUAAUAUUUAAUUAAAUACUUAUUGGUGCAUAACCCCUGCGUAUAACACGCACCUCAAUUUAAGAAGGAAAUUUCAGAAAAAAAACUAAACAUUAUAUCAGCGUAUAACACGCACUCAUCAUUUGCCCCCCAUUUUCAGGGAUAAAAAGUGUGUGUUACAUGCCAAUAAAUACUGUAAUUUCUGCCACUACAUUAAUUUCACAUUAGUAUUAGUUUAUUUUAUCCCUCUGGACUCUAGAUAUGCGCAAGAAGUGUCAACAACAUGGGGUUGCCUCCUUCCCUUAACUAAAACAUGUGUGCUCAGUUACACACUGUGGUAAGAAAAGUGCACAAAUUAAGAAAAACAAACAAAUAAUUUUUUAAAAUAGGUGAUGAAAAUCCAAUUGACACUUUCAUAGAUACACUUUUACAUACUUUAUUGCAGGUUCCACCAGAAAGAAAAUCCAAAAGUUGUCAGAAAAUCAAUACAAUACUAUACCCAUUUUCCGAAAUUCCUGAUAAUUUAAAUAUCAUAAUUAAUCACGCAAUGAAAUUAUAAUUUAAUAAUUCCAUCGGUGUACUAAUAUUUUUAAAAAAAAAGAAAUGUUAACUUUAGUAACAAGCCAAGAAUAAAUAACAGAAACUCAAAGUGACGCAGAUUGUGUAAAUUGACUUUUAGUCCUAAUAAAAUAGUAUGCCUAUUAAGCAGAGGAGGAGGAGUGCUUGUUGCAGUCCAUCAUAACUUGGACUGCCACGCUGUUCCAGAACUCGAUGUUGACGACUGCGAGAUCCUGUGGGUAAAAUUGAAACUAAAGGGUAGACGCACACUUUACGUUUGUGCCUAUUACCGACCAAACACAGCAGAUGAACCAAGCCUGAGGAGGUUCGAGGUAUCGCUUCACAGAGCAACACAGUCAAAAAACGCUUUUCUCCUUAUAGGGGGGGAUUUUAACUUUCCUGGUUGGAAUUGGCAGAUUCCUGCCUUGAAGCCCAAGUCCCCAUACCCUGUUCUACACUCAGAAUUCAUGGAGAUAAUUAACAACCAUGGUCUGGAACAGCUGGUUAAAGAACCAACGAGGGGGGAAAACACUCUUGACCUACUCCUCACCAAUUGUCCACAUCGUGUCCAAAAAGUUGAGGUCAUCCCCGGGAUUUCGGACCACAACAUUCCUUAUUGUGAAUUUCAGGUCAACACACUAAAAAUGAAACAAAUCAUUCGAGAAAUCCCAAUUUAUGCCAAGGCAGACUGGGAUGGCCUAAGGAUUGCAACCACAGAGCUAAGCUCAAACAUGAAGGUGAUUCAAGGUACAGCGACAACAGACGAGCUGUGGGUGAAGUUCAAGACUACAAUCACUGAUGCAGUGAAGAAAUUUAUACCACACCAAAUCACCAAACCUAGGAUAAAUCAGCCAUGGGUCACGGCUGAAAUCCGUAGGCUCAUCCACAGGAGAGACCGCCAAUACAAACGCAUGAAGAAAAAUGGCUCGAUGGAACUGAGAGAGGAGGUACUGAGACUCCGCCGAACCAUUCAACGCUUAUUGCGUAGAUCGUAUUGGAACUACAUGAACGGCAUCUUCUCAGAGGAAGACACCCCGACCAAAGAUGUCAAGAACAAGCGCUUCUGGAGCUAUGUGAAACACCAAAAGUCCUCAAACGCUGGAGUUUCCCCCUUGAGGUGGGAUGGCCAAUUGACAUCUGACCCAAAAGCACAGGCGGAGAUACUCAAUCAGCAGUUCCAGUCGGUCUUUGGUGACGGUAGAGAGUACUCUGAGACUGAGUUCCUUCUGAAGACCAAAAUGAUGAACAGAGCCUACCCUAUCAUGGGAGAUAUCCAGAUAUCAGAACAAGGUGUGUUUGCCCUCCUCAAUACCAUUAACCCUUACAAAGCAUGUGGUCCUGACAACAUUAAACCACGAGUGCUCAAAGAAUUAGCCAAAGAAAUCGCUCCUGCACUGACAAUCCUCUUCCAAUCGUCACUAUGCACAGGAAAUGUUCCAGCAGACUGGAGAACAGCGCAUGUCACUCCAAUUUACAAGAAAGGGGAGCAUUCCGACCCUGCCAACUAUCGUCCGAUAUCCCUCACUAGCGUCGUCUGCAAACUGUUGGAGCACAUAAUCGUAAGCUCUGUCAUGAAGCAUCUUGAAAGCCAAAAUAUACUCAAUGACUGUCAACAUGGCUUCCGAGUCAAUAGGUCAUGUGAGACCCAGCUUCUCGAAUUUGUAGAAGACUUGAUGACCAAUCUGGAGAACCACAAGCAGACUGACGUGCUAGUAAUGGACUUCGCAAAAGCAUUUGACCGGGUGAAUCAUAGUUUGCUUCUACACAAACUCCAGAUAUAUGGGAUUCAAGGCACCACUAAAACAUGGAUCUCUAGCUUCCUCAGCCACCGACGCCAAGCAGUAGUGGUGGGCGGUACAAGCUCCUCCUUUGUCAAUGUGAAGUCAGGGGUCCCCCAGGGAUCAGUCCUGGGCCCCUGUUUGUUCCUAGCAUACAUUAAUGACCUACCGGAGAAACUGACAUCACAGGCAAGACUGUUUGCAGAUGACACAGCAGUGUAUAGGACGAUCGCCAACAGAUCUGACCAGGACCAGCUACAACAGGAUCUCAAUCUGUUAGCUGAGUGGGAGAUGAGCUGGGACAUGGAAUUUCACCCUGCCAAGUGCCAGACACUAUCAAUCUCUAGAAGUUGUACUCCUCUACACUACCAAUACAAACUGCACGGCCAUAUUCUUGAGCAAGUUUCCUCCGUAAAGUACCUGGGUGUUACCAUUCAAAGAGAGGUCCGCUGGGACGAGCAUAUUAACAAUGUAUGUAACCAAGCAAACCAAGCCUUGGGGUUCUUAAGGCGAAAUCUAAAGAUUGGCAACUCCUGUGUGAAAGAAAGAGCAUAUAAAGCCUUUAUCCGUCCGAUUUUAGAUUAUGCAUCUUCAGUCUGGGACCCAUUUACCCAGAAGAGCAUUGACAGGUUGGAGGCGGUCCAGCGACGAGCAGCACGCUUUGUCCUAAACCGCUACAGGAAUACCUCUAGUGUUGGCAGCAUGCUAGAAACACUAGGCUGGUCACCAUUGGAGAAACGACGACGACAAUCCAGGCUCUCCAUGAUGUACAAGAUAAAUAAUGGGCUGGUCCACUGUUCCAGUAUUAAACAGAAACUCGUCCCUCUCCCCCAUAGACAGCGACGAGGCCAUGACAGGCAAUUCAGGCUCAUACCAGCAAGAAGCCAGUAUAGGAGCUGCUCAUUCCUGCCCAAGACAAUAAGGGACUGGAACCAUCUUUCAAAAGGAACAGUUGAGGCGACAACACUAGACACAUUUGUGUCUAUUGCCUCAAGCCUUCAAACCCCUAGUGCAUAAUUUCCUCAUCACCACCAGUAACAGAAACAUUGCAAAUCCCAUCUACAUGCAUAGGAGCCAAAAUGAUCAAUAAAUUGAUCGUGGGCCCUUAAGAUAUAGAAGAAAAGAAGAGCUGCAAUAUCUAGUCCACUGUAUAUUUCCCAUGUGUGUGACAUAUUUUGUUACACUAAGCCAGUGGUUUCUAAAGUCUUGGUGUUUUGGCCAAAUUUAUUUCUUCACCCGGUGCCCAGUGUUAAAUUCUAACAAAUACUGUAUUACUAUUUCUAAAUAGCAGAUAAAUUAAAGAAAAUAAAGUAAAGGGUUGGGUAAAAAUAUUUACCAUAUUUAUGCCACUACCAAUUGUUGUCUAGUACGGUACUCAAAACAGUUACUGCUACUCAAAUGAGUUACUGUUGUCACAUGUAAUAUUUUCACGAUACCCCUAUGAGGAAGCUGGGGCAACCUAGAGCAGGGCCGUGGGAAAGCGGCGUCCAGGGUGAAUCCUGAUAAUGCUACCCCUCAACAUGCAGAAGAAAUUGCCACCUAUAAAUAAGAGAUUUUUUAGGGGUUAGGCCGUAAGCUGUUUACUUACGCAUAGGGGUGUCCAAAAAAGUAUGAAGUGGAGGAGAAGAUAGAAUAUUUGCCUUUUUUCUUUCCAUUAAUUACAUUAAAUGGCAAGACAAAGUCCCCAACCAUCGACAUCUCAAACUGGGAGGAGUUGGCAGAGGAUCGAUCCUCAUGGCGGGGCAUCGUGAAGGCAGGAUCACUACAUGCCGAGGAUCAAAACAGGGCGGAAACAGCUGCAAAAAGAGCGAGGAGGAAGGCCGGUAAAUACUGCUCCACCGCAUUCGUGUGUGGGAAAUGUAACAGAGACUGUCAUUCGAGGAUUGGUCUCACCAGCCACACCAAGAGAUGCAAGCAAUAAAGAUAAUCUAUCGUCUCCCGCAGACGGAAAGAUGCCAUACAUACAAUUAAUGUGGAUGACCUACCCACAUAUAUAAACUCUGUAAAUAUUAAUGGUUACCAUAUUUCUUACUUCGAUUUUUUAAAUAAUUUAUAUCACUGUUUGACAGUUCGGUACUUGUCUUUUUUAUCGAUGAAUCCAUUGCUAUGUACUGUGUCAGUAGCAGAUGCUAUGCAUAGCUACUACUACUAUUUCCGGUCCAACUCACCAAUGGCAUUGAGGCUUACAGAUGUUGAAAUAUAUAUUAAUAGUAUGAAUAAUAAUAAAAUAGGCUUAAAUUAGCCUUGCCUAAUGUUAUGUUGUUUGAAUUAUAUUAUAGUUAAAGACAAAAAACCCACAAACACUUGAGAUAGUACUGGGGUUGUGGUCUUAAACUUAAAGCUAGUGUCAAUGCUAUCAGAUAUUUUUGAGAAUGGAAUAUCUACGGUUCGGAGGACACCUAAUUGACUAAUCCUCCAUUCAGGCCAUAAGCAUAAGUCACAGAUACUUACUUAAUCUAUAAAUAUUAAUAUAUAAAUAAACAUAGUGGAGUUUGGGAUACAAGUUAGACCUUAAGUUCAAGGGUCUUUUGCAUGGGGAUAUUGGCAUCAUUUUGAGUAAAUGAUAUUUAGGGGAUCAUAUUUUUUAUGACUGCAGUUUUUGUGCUUCAUACUUCAUGUUGGAUAUUUUGUAACUAGUACUCUACCGGUAACGGUAUAUUAAAUGUCAUAUUCAGUUUGUCAUACCCUUAAUUUUCCCUAAUUUGGGAAAUUGGUGAUUAAAAUUAAGUAGGGAUGGAAUAUCAUGUAUCAUCCUUUAUUUAAUGUAAUUGCAGUAACAUCAAAAUAUAAUUAUAAUUUAAAAAAUUAGUUUUUUUUAGGGAUAACAAUAAAAUAUGAUACAAAUGUACAUGUUAUUAAUUGUUAUAUACAGUAUCAAAAAAUAUUUUUCUUCAUAUUUCAGUUUUUAAUAAAACGGAGAAGAGUAAUGGCAUCACAUAUGGGUCACAAGAGAUCUAGUAGUCCAAAAGAUUUAGAGGAAGAAGAUCCAGUUGAUGCAAUGAUCAAUAAAACUGGUUGCCUCAAACUACAUUAUGCCGUCCAAGAAUGCAUUGGAGAAAAACGUGACUGGAGACUGUGCCAAAAUGAAGUGACAGAAUUUAGAAAAUGUAUGGAAGGUGGAAUGAAAAAGUCACAGAAAUAAUAAAUGAAAAGGAGUAUCAUCCAGGUAACUCAAAAACUCUUUCCAGAACAGUUUCUAAAUUCCUAAGGUAACAGAACAUCAGUAAACCACAAUAUUUUUUUUUAUUAAGUGACACAGCUCUGCUCCAACUCAGCCAAAAUUUUUGAAAUUGUAAAUGGAGAAUUAUUAUUAAAGUUAAUUUAACGAAACUAAUCUCAGCCAUGCUUUGAGUAUUAAAUGGCAGAAGUCAGGUGCUGGUGUAAUACUGUACUGUUUUGGUUAAAAUUUAAUGCAGUUCUCCCCAUUUAAUAGUUAAUGCAGUCCUCCCCAUAUUACACUUGUUGCUUUUGUGAGAUGGUUAUAACCACUUCCAUUUGACAUCUGCUUCUGAGCCAUCAGUUUAGUUUUCUAUAAUUUAUUUUAAAUACCGUACCAGGAUUGUUAAAAGAUCGUCACAUAAUUUGUCUGAAAUUGAAACUGUGAUAGAUGAGAUCUACUGUAUACAUUUGAUACAUUUUAAAAAUAAAGAAUUACAGUUUGAAUAAAAGUCCCAUUUGACCUUAAUUUCUUGCAUGUCAUCAAAAUAUUGUACUUACAACUUAA